Rubroshorea leprosula is the source of this 340-nucleotide messenger RNA. Lineage: Eukaryota; Viridiplantae; Streptophyta; Magnoliopsida; Malvales; Dipterocarpaceae. The record is from the annotation of a GenBank genome assembly.
CAUGUUUGCCGCAGAGCUCUUCAUAGAUUCUCUCUGAUUUUGAGCACAGGUUUCGAACUUCCAACAGGCGAUGGCGGAAGGUUCUCACUCAGCUGAAAUUGAAGCAAGUAGUGAUGUAUCAAAUGCUAUACAAAACGACCGCACAAGCAAGGACCAGAAAAUCCUCAGAGUGCCUCGCCAACUACUUGAGGGGAUGGCGGAAGGUUCUCACUCAGCUGAAAUUGAAGCAAGUAGUGAUGUACCAAUUGCUAUACAAAACGACCGCACAAGCAAUUAAGGACCAGAAAAUCCUCAGAAUGCCUCGCCAACUACUUGAGGUUAAUAGAAAGGCCUAUGAAUC